This is a messenger RNA of Eruca vesicaria subsp. sativa (arugula), 1023 nucleotides long. The record is from the annotation of a GenBank genome assembly. NCBI's taxonomy places the organism in Eukaryota, Viridiplantae, Streptophyta, Magnoliopsida, Brassicales, Brassicaceae.
AUGAAUAUGGCGUCGGCUAUGCAACUAACGAGGACAUCGUUCUUUGGUUUCUACAGAGCUUUUUCAAUAAGCCGAGCUCCUCCGAGAACUCUUGCUGUGGUACUUGGUCGGAAAACCCCUCGUGUCUUUUUUGCUUCCUCGGUUAAUGAUCAUUCUAAGGGAAGAAAUGAUCCGGUAGAGAAGGCAAGAGACUCAAGGGCUGAUUUAGCUUAUGAUUCAAAGAAAUGGAGAGAAGAAUCCGGAGAAUACUCAGAAGCUGGAAAAGAGAAUGCCAAGGACAAAGCUUAUGAAAUAAAAGACAAGACAAAGGAUUAUGCUGAACAAACUAAAGAUAGAGUGAACGAAGGAGCAAACACAGCAGCUGAUAAAGCCUACGACACAAAGGAGAAGGCUAAGGACAAAGCUUAUGAUGCGAAAGAGAAGACGAAAGACUAUGCAGAGGAGGCUAAGGAGAAAGUGAAUGAAGGCGCGAGCAGAGCCGCUGAUAAAGCUUACGAGACAAAGGAAAAGGCUAAAGACAAAGCUUAUGAUGCCAAAGAGAAGACUAAAGAUUAUGCGAAAGAGACCAAAGAUAAGGUGAACGAAGGAGCGAGCAAAGCAGCUGAUAAAGCCUACGAGACGAAAGAGAAGGCUAAAGACAAAGCUUAUGAUGUAAAAGAGAAGACAAAAGAUUACGCUGAAAAGACUAAGGACAAGGUAAACGAAGGAGCGUAUAAAGCCGCAGAUAAAGCUGAAGAGACAAGAGACAAAGCCAAGGAAUAUGCAGAGGACUCAAAGGAGAGAGCAGAAGAUAUGGCUCAUGGGAUUAAGGAAAAGGCUCAAGAUGUUGGGGAGAAGACUAUAGAGACUGUGAAAGAUGCGUGGGAGGCUGCAAAGAACACGGCUCAGAAGGUUACAGAGGCCGUGGUUGGGUCCGGUGAGGAGGCGGAUAGGGCCCGGGAUGAUGUUGACAAGGGCUUGGAAGAUUUAUCGCAGAAGGCGAAGCAGAAUCAGAAAGACAAUGAUGACUUGAAGAGGUUCUAA